Molecule: messenger RNA, 1418 nt
Organism: Prorocentrum cordatum
Lineage: Eukaryota; Dinophyceae; Prorocentrales; Prorocentraceae
Source: the annotation of a GenBank genome assembly
AGUUUCGGCCGUUCCGAGGAGCUGGGCGCUCAAUUAGAGCUAACUCUCUCCCGCGCGCGCGCGCGAUGGCGGACUCCCUGCCGACGGGGAUGCCUGCCGUGAGGGAGGACCAGGCCUGCGAGAGCCAGCACUGCGGGGGCAGCAGCGCCUCCUGCGGGUCCUGGUCCGGGGACAUGGUGGCGCCCGCGCCCUCCUGCCGGCUCGACGGCGGAGCGCCCUCGUUGGUCAGCGGCGGGGAGCCCUCUCCCGCCGACAACCCCGGCGAGCGGGCCGCCCUGGACGACGCGGAGGCCGCGGCGGCCGCCUCGGCCGCUCCCCCCGUGGAGUGGUACCCCUGCGGGUCCAUGGAGCUGGACGCCGUGGCCGCGCAGGAGGUGAUGAUGCGCGCGGAGGCGGAGCGGGCCUCGACGUGCGGCAGCGGCGCCUCCACCCCUGGGCUGCGGAGCCGCGGCGCCAGCCGCGCUUCCACGCCAGGGCGCGGCGGCAGCCGCGCCGCCACGCCGGCGCUGUGCGAUGUGGCCAUGAGCCUCGAGAGCUUUUUGGAGGAGGAGGUCCCGGCGUUCCCAUUCUCUAAGGGCGCCACUCCACAGGGCGCCAACUGCCAGUGAGCCGAGGUCCGGUAGUCUUGCCGUAGUUUGAGGCUUCUGCUCGUACCUGAGCGCUGCUUCCAGGUGUGCUUCGCCCGUCUGAACAGGACGGGCCUGGGGCACGAGGCAAGGCUGCUGUCUGACCUGCUGGGAAUGACGGGACUUGUGUUCUCCGUGGGGGAAGGAGGACGGUACGCUACCGCGAUGAGCGUGCGCCCCAGGAAGGCGGGGAGGCCACACGGGCUCCUGACCGGGGCUGGGCAAGCGGCAGGUGGUGGCGCAGGCGUCUCCUCGAAAUGCCCUCCUUGGCACACCAGGUCUCUCGAGAAGCUCCAGGCUUGUGCCGAGGGGGGCAGGGCGGGGGCCAGCACACGGCCCCCCUUCCAUGGCGCCGCCGCGGCGCGGCCUCGAGAGCACGGCGUCUUUUCCGCCCCGACGACCGCCGCCGCAGCGCCGGCGCAGCGGUACGCCUGCGGUGCAGUCCCAGGGGCCAGGGGGGGCCUCCGAUCUGCAGGGCCAAUACGCCGGCAGAUGCUCCCCUGGAGGACACGGCGUGCCACAGCAGGUCCUCGGGCCUCCCGUCCCGGCCUUUGCGAGCCCAGGCCCGCGAGCCGCGCGCCACGGGCCGCCGAGCGCCGGGCCCGCGGGCCCGCGGGGCCGCCCUGGGGCGCCCAGGGGCUCGCGGCGAGGGGCCCCGGGCUCGAGAGCCGGCCGGGGCGUGGGCGGGGCCGGCGGCGCGGCAUGUACACCUCUGGCCUUCUCGACCCGCGUGGGCGGGGGGGGCCUCUGCGCCCGGCUCUCUGCGCCCGCCUCCUGCGCCCACUCCUCGUC